Messenger RNA from Chlorella variabilis, 4332 nucleotides. RefSeq lists its product as hypothetical. Bases 1 to 4332 code for a protein of 1443 amino acids. The record is from RefSeq and is a predicted model, not a curated record. Lineage: Eukaryota; Viridiplantae; Chlorophyta; Trebouxiophyceae; Chlorellales; Chlorellaceae. The transcript is spliced from 24 exons.
AUGCCUAAGACCUCCAAGGGCGCGUCGGAGGGCAGCCUGCAGGCUCAGCAGCUGCCUGCAGACCCAUGGGCUGCGAGUGCACAAGGCGGCAGCCAGCAGCGCCAGACCCCGUCUCCUGCCGCGGCCCCAGCGGCGGCGGCUGCGCAGCGUGCUCGCGUGGGGCCGCCGCCGCCACCGGCGGCGGCCAGGAAGCAGCCCAAGAAGCAGCGGGCGCCAGACUUCAGCAAGAUGCCGCACGGCAUGGCGCUGCACAAGAAGGACCUGGACAGGACCACCCAGCAGGCCGUGGCGCGUCUCACCCAUCUCUUCCCCAAGCUGCCAGAGGAGCUGCUGGGGUGGCUGUUCCACCGCCUGGUGGCCAGCUUUGCCCAUGACGCAGACGCAGAUUUGUUGCGGCAUGGCGGCGGCAGCGUGCUGGACCCCCUAGAGAUUCCAAUCGCCAACGCCGUGGCCGUGUGCAACACAAUCACCUAUGCGCCGCCGCGCCAGGUGGUUGACGCGGCCGCGCCGCUGCUCGCUGACCUCUGCCGCCGCUUCCUGGCCGGCACCGACGUGCUGGCCCCUGUGGAGCGCCCGCUAGUGGCAGCCACCGACGAGAAGAUUUCCAAGCACAUACCGCUGUGGACGGUGGCGCAUGGUGUUGCCGCGGUGGAGGCGCAGGCUCUCAAGCUGGCUUUGGAGCCAGGCAUCGCGGCUCCCGAGCUGCCGGCCGCGGGAGGAGACGGCAACGGGGCGGCGCUGCCGCCGCCGCCGCCCCCCGCGGUGCGCGGCAGCGUGCUGGACCUGCCUGAGCGCCUGCGCCCGCUGUUCCGCGGCGGGGCGAGCGGCGGGCUGCUGGAGCGGCUGCUGCGGGAUGCGCUGGGCAGCCUGCCCACCGCCACCGCCCUGGCGGCGCCGAGCGCUCGGCAGGGCACAGCGCAGCUGCCGCUGUCUGUGUCACCAGACAUCGACUUCGGGACCGUCUGCGUAUCGUGCCUGCCAGCGGGGGCGCUGGUGGAGGCCGCGGAAGCCGCCGCCUCGGCGCUGCCGCAGGCUGCUGGGCAGGCAGCAAAGGCGGCAGGGGCUGGAGCAGGCAGCCUGCUGGACCUACUGCACCUCAGUGCGCCUUCCGCUGGCCGGCCCGCCUCGGCUGGGGCGGGCCUCGCUCGCGCAGGCGGCGCUGGCGGCAAUGGCAGCAGCAGCAGCACCGCCCCGGUGCUGCACUUCAGGCAGCUGGUUGUGGAGAACACCGGCAGCAGCGAGGAGGUGUGGCUGCUGGGCGGCAUCGCCGCGCCCUCCUUCCCCUACACUCUGGCUGCCAUCGACGAUGCCCGCCUGUUUUGGCUGGACGGGCACAAGGCCGUGCGGCUGGACCCCCAGCAGCAGCACACCAUCAGCGUCGCGCUCAGCUCUGCAGACUGCGCCGCUCGGCGGCAGGAGAAGGGCAUCCUGCAGCAGCUGCUGCUGCUCGUGUUUGCCACGCCCCUGCACAGCCGCACCGCCCAGGCGCUGGCCUGCAUCCCAGGAGCGCCUGUGGCAGAUGUGUCGGCAGCAGAGGCAGGAGAGCAUGCGGCGGCUGGGGUGGCUGGAGAGACGGACCACCUCAAGCGGCUGUUUGAUGAACCUCCCGGACCCCACCCUCCCGCGUUCCUGGGCGAGCUGCCCAUCUCGGCGAGGCGCAUGCUGGCCUGCGGCCGCUGCGACGCCCCCGGCAGGAUGCCCGAGCUGGUGCCGGCCCACUCGCAGAAGGGGCGGGCGCUGGUGCAUGCCUGCCAGCUGUCGGAGGGCAGGCCGCUGGCGGCGGUACCGCCGCUGCUGCAGCGGUGCAGCAGGCUGCUGUCGGUGGAGGAGGGGUGUCUGGAGCAGGACAUCUGCAGGUGCGACAUGUGGCACGUGCGCCUGCGCCUGGCGGUGUUUUCAGGCAGCACCAAUCGGUACCACAUGGUCAGCCUGGCGCCGACAGGUGCCAGCGGUGCCGCCGUCGAACCGAAGCCGGACCAGCGGCGCCCCAGCAGCCUGUACAGGGGCCCCUCCUUGGAGCUGCUGCAGCCUGGCGGCGUGAGGGGAGCGCACUCCGAGUAUGUGCUGGGCGUGCUCGACGUGCCCGGGCUGCCGGAAGGCCGCCCCUCCCUUCACCUGAACGACACAGUUUACCUGCGCACCGCGCACUACCCGCAGCGCGAGAUCGCCUGCCUGGUGGCCGCCACCGAGGGCUCCACCUGCUUCCUGCUGCUGCCGGCAGCCUUCUGGGCGCUUCCGGAUGUGGCGCCGCUGGUGCCGCAGCUGCGGACUACGGUCACCUUUGGGCUGUCGGGGCUGUUUGACGGCCUGGUGCAUGUGCGGCUCAGCUUUGACCGGCUGUCCUUCCGCCGCAUGCAGCGCGCUCUGUGCGACGUGGUGGAGCGGCAGCACGCGUGCUGGAUCCCGCCUGGCGACGCCCAGCCGCAGCCGCAGGCAGGCGCUGGCGCCAGCGGCCGGGAGGCGGCGCGCGCCGCUCAGGAGCAGCAGGACCGGCAGGACCGGCUCCUGCUGCAGCCCACCGCAGACGAGGUGGCUGCCACAGUGGCGGGCUUGCAGGAGUGCGGCGGGCAGGCGCUGAACGCGGAGCAGCGGCAGGCCAUCGCCGCGGUUCUGUGUGGCGCAGGGCGGGCGCAUCCUUACUCUCUCUUCGGCCCGCCAGGUACCGGCAAGACGGUGACGCUUGUGGAGUGCACUCUGCAGCUGCUGAGGGCUUACCCUGACGCCCGCCUGCUGAACUACUCAGCAGAUCUCCUGUGCAGCGCACUGGCCGCGGCGGGCCUGCACCAGGGAGACAUGCUGCGGGUGAACGACCCGCGCAGGCCGCCUUUCACGGUGAAAGAGGACGUCCUGGCAUUCUGCCAGUACAGCGAGGCCUCCCGCAUGUUCACCGUGCCUUACGACGCGCUGCUGCCGGAGGCGCUCAUCCCUUUGUCGCUGCUGAAGCCGCGCACGGCUGGCGGCGAGGCUGGCGCGGGGUGGGGCGCUGUGCUGUGCGGUGACCCUCGCCAGCUUGGCCCUGUAGUGCGCUCCCAGAUGGCGGCUGGCGCGGGGCUGGCCACCAGCCUGCUGGAGAUCUGCAUCGGCCACCACUCAGCUGCCGCCUAUGACGUGAUGAAGUUGGGCCGCGUGCCGGCCACCAGCAUGCUCGUUCGCAACUACCGCUCCCACCGCCGCCUGUUGGACCUUCCCAGCAAGCUGUUCUAUGCCGCGCAGCUGCAAGCCGCGGCCGACCCGCGCUCAGUGCUGCCGCCUCGCUGGCGAGAGCUGGAGCCAGAGGAGGGCGCCUGGCGGGGCAGCGAGGCCGGCUCAGGCGGUCCCGCUGAAGGGGCAGAGCAGCAGGCUGGGGAGCAGGGGCAGCAGGCGCACGAGGACGAGGCGGCGGCGGCGGCAGGGAACACAAAGGCCUCGGAAGAUCAGGCGGCGCAGGAGGAGGAGGAAGAGGAGGGGACCGCAGCACAGUAUGAUGAAGGGCAGUACCAGGCUGCAGCAGACAAGGAGGAGGAGGAGGAGGAGGGGGAGGGGCCUGCGGAGGCCGCCGUUGCCAGCCUGCUCUUCUACGGCGUGCGGGGGCAGCAGAUGCGGGAGGGGGAUGCCCCCAGCUACUUCAACCCCCUUGAGGCCUCCACCGUUGUGCAGCUGGUCAGCGGGCUGCUGGGCAGCGGCGCGGGGGUGCUGCCUGACCACAUCGGCGUGAUGGCCACGUACCGCAAGCAGCUUCAGGUCCAGAAGAUCCGGCUGCUGCUUCGCUCCCACGGGCUGGGGGCUGUACGCGUGGGCACGGUGGAUGACUAUCAGGGCCAGGAGGAGCGGGUGGUCUUCAUCUCCACAGUGCUGAGCAAGCCCGAAUCCCUGCCGCCCGCUUCUGGCACCACGUCCGCCGCUCCUGGCGCGGCGGCAGCCGCCGGAGGCGACGUGCACCUGGGCUUCUGGCGCAACCCCAAGCGCUUCAAUGUGGCCAUCACCCGGGCCAAGGCGCUGCUGGUGGUGGUGGGGCACCCCGCGGUGCUGCUGGAGGAUGCCAGCUGGAGGGAGCUGCUCAGGUACUGCUUCUCUCAAGGGGCGUACCGCGGCGCCGGCGCCGACUCGCUGCGCCAGCGCUUCCGGGUGGAUGUGGGCGCCGCUGCGGGCGCGCUGCCGGAGCUGCCGCAAGGGGAAGAAGGCGAGCAGGGCGCGCCAGCCGAGGCUGACGACGCCGAGCUGCAGCGCGCCAUCGGCCAGCUGGCGGAGCUGGCGCUGCUGGGAGCGGGCCACGCGGAUGCGCUCUUCCCUGCCUCCCUCGACGAAAUGUACGCGGCCGCGAUGGACGAGGCCCCUUUCCGAGUGGUGCUGUGA